AGUGAAUGAGAGAGAAAGAGAGAGAGAGAGAGUUUCAUUUGAAAGAAAACAAAAUAUUGAUAUUAUUAUACAAUUUCAUCAAAAUAUAAUAAUAAAAGUGUUAAUAAUGAUUAAAAAUAAUAUUAAUUUCUAUAAUUAUAAUUAUUAUUUUAAUUGUAAACUGUGUAACUUACCUGUGUUACCUUUUUGGUUCCAGUUUGUUUAUCAUCUAAAUUCUAAUUUAAUUGAUUAAUCAACAUCACUUGAUUUUACUUCUAUUCUCUCACUUUUUUCUAUUCCUCUCUCUCUCUUUUUCUCAGUUCCUCUUUCUCUGUCUCUUUCUUCAUCUCUUUCUGUGUUUCUCUCUCACUCUUUCCUUACAAUCUGUUUUUGUUGUGAGUGUUGUGAAUCUCUUCUUGCUGUUUAAUGGUGCUUUUCUAAUUAACUAACUGGUGGGUGAGAUGUCGUUGAUAGAUCUUUUCUAAUGUCCGAACGCCGAAACAUUAAUAACGAUCGCGAGAAAUUUAGACGUGCGGAGGAAUCUGAAUAUUUCGUAGAACUAGUAGGAAUACUUUCUGCUGAGAUGGGCACAGAUGAUGGUUGUACCAAGGCUAAUAUUCUGAACCGGACAUUCGAUGAGAUAAACAGCAUCCACUUGGCAAAUAAGAGGUAUCAAGCUCCCGAUAGCCACCAAGAUGCCAGCGUCUCCUCAUCGGCAUCUAUGUUGAGCCAUGAUUCAGUAAUUAGUCCUUGGAUCUUGGAUGCGCUUAACGGUUUCUUAUUUGUCGUUGAUCAAGGUGGCAAAAUUGAGUAUAUUACUCGUAAUGUUACUGCCUUCCUGCGUUACAAUGAACAAGAGCUUCGUGGUAAACCAAUCGAAAAUAUAAUCCAUGUUGGUGAUCGCUCUAAUUUCAAUUCCAAGUUGAUUGCAUUGAAAAGAGCAAGUACAAGUGGCUGUAGUACCAAUGCUAGUGGCAAUGGAGGCUCUGAUAUAUCAUCAUCCUCAGGUAAUUUCUCCUCAACAUCAUGCUCAAAUGAAAUUUCCCCUGGUAUGCUCAUCGCUGGUGCAAAAUCUUUUGGUGAAUUUUCAACGUCUGGAUCAGGAAAAAACAAAACUUUAAUCAUGAAUGCCCGUCUCUUAAUCAACCCCAGAUCAUCUAGUUAUGAUAAUGAUAAUAAUGAUGUAAUUAAUGAAGAAUAUGAUGACAAUAGUGACUCUGACAGUCCAUUUGUUUUAUCAUCUUUAACAAACAACAGCUCAACUAGAAAAAGUAAAUGUGAAAAUUCCGGUGCUAGUACCAGUAAUAAAUCAGUUUCUGGUGGCCCUUUAGUUAAAUUUUCUGACGCGGAUGCUGGUCGUUUAAGUGAACCAAGAUAUGCGAAUUUACAACUUUCUAUAUCAUUGUUACAAUCUCCGAGUUCUGAUCGGUUAAGUUUGUCCCCCAGUGGGAAUGAUUUCGUUGUCUUUUGUAUGGCUCGUCGAAUACCCGAAUCAUCACUAUCUGAACCUGUUGAACUAUUUUCUACCAAAUUGGACAUAAAUGGCAACAUAUUAUCAAUCGACACUAGUGAUGUCAGUUCAACAUACUCGCAAUACUUGAAUAGAGAUUUGAUAAACAAAUGUAUUCUAGAUUUGUGUCAUCCAGAUGAUCGCAAAUCUCUUGAAUGUCAUCUAAAAAACGUUCGCGAGGGAAAAGUCGAUCUGACAUCUCAAUAUAAGUUUCAAGUCACUAAGGAUAAAUAUUUAAUUGUACAGACAAGGUCAAAUCGAUGGGGCUCGGGAGAAGAUGUUUUCAUCACUUCACUCCAUUCAAUUAUAACGAGGGAAGAUGAAACUGCAUCUAUUAACUCGUGCCAACAACAAUCGUUUCAGCCACAAAAACAGUUACAACAAGUUUGUACAGUAACGGGUAUUUCUAAUUUGCUACAAGAUAAUUCUAUUGUUGUUGAAUCACCGGCAUCCUCUUUCAAUAGAGAUGUCACCAAGUCUAUGACUUCUAUUUCCGUACCUUUCCAGCCUUUGACACCUAUUAGUCCUUCUAGUAAUAUUGGAUCAUCAGAUUUCCCUAUUAAUGAUUGUCUCGGUCUUUCGAAAAUGUUUCCUUCAAUGUCAGAUUUUGACUCUAAUCCUGACACUGGUGAAGGAGGGCCCAGUUCUAAUAUCACAAUGACCGGCGUAAGAUCCAACGAUUUAACGUCCACGUCGCAAAAUUCCCAAGCAUCUUUAAACGUUUCGUCUCUAAUAUCACAUCCGAGUUUUGCUCCAUCAGUUUCUUCAUCUGCUUCUAAUCAUCUUAGUUCUGUAAAGCGCAAUAGUCCAAUUCCAGUUGUAACUCCAAGCUCUUCUACUUCAAGCCUGAAAAUGGGAAACUCAUUUUCAAAUGAAUUUCUCGCGCAGGGAACAAGUGAUCAAAGUAACUCUUCGGGAUCCCAAAACCAAAACCAAAACCAAAACCAAAAUCAAAAUCAACAACAAACUCAACAAUCGCAAUCAGGGCAGUCAUCACAGUCCCAACAAUCAUCUAUCAACUCUUUAUCACAGCCAUCACAAGGCUCAGGGCAAGGAUCUUUAGGUAUUGGUGUAGGUUCUGGCUCUGGUUCUGGGCAACAGCCCCAACAACCUCCUUCAUCAUCUCGUCAACCCUCACCAGCCCCUGGAUCAGUUCCAAUCCAACAAUUACAAAUGCCUAGUCCUGAGCAAACUGCUGCAACACCACAAGCUAUUCAAAGUCCUUCUGGUCCUGCUAGUACUCAGAAAUUAAGGAAUCUCUUGACACAAGGCUUAGAAGCCGAUUCGCCUGGGAACUCAGAUAUAAAUCAAUCGAAUUCAGGAAGUAAUGAUCUGUUACGAGAACUUCUUAAUGCAGAUGAAGAUGAAGAAAUUAGUGGAUCAUCUGGGAUUAACAGGUCAUCAUCUGUACAUCAUGGUGGUAAUUCAAGUUCCAAUAUGAUGGCUGGGACAUCAUCAGCUGCAACUAAUUCAUCUAAUCAACCAACUACACCUUUUGGUGGAAACACUUCAAAUGUAUUUUUCAAAACAAAUGCCCUUGGACUACUCGAUAAUUCAAAUAACAACAAUAUGCUCCGUAAAUUAUUGAACGAUGAUGAUAGUAAAUCAUAUAGACGUAAUCAAGAGCUAAUGGCACAUUUAUGGAAAGAGGAAGGUCAAUCUUCCUCUUCCAAUCAGAGCUCUGGUGUACCCACAAGUCUUUCUGAAUUAAUGUCUCCUUCUCCUGGUUCAGCUCAUCCCUCAUCUCGUCUCAGCGGAGGAUCUGAAUCCGCUAAAAGAAAAUCAAUUGAUGAACAUCAAUUUGAAAAUGAGACAAUCUCUGGUUCUCAGUCCCCAACUCCUGGUAAUUUCGGUGCUGUUUCAACCAAUAAAAGACCUGCAAUGGGAGGACUAUCGCCAGGGCCUCAAUAUAGUCAAACCGGUAAAUCACCGCUAACAGGAUUAUCUGGAGGAACCGUAGCGAGUUCAAGUCAAGGUAUUGGAAGCGUUAUUAGCAGUGCCUCAAGUAGUGUGUCAGGGGUCGGUCUCGGUGUGUCCAGUUCUAUUGGAAGUACAACUACAGCAAUAGCAGCAACAGGAGGGACCUGUGGCAGCACCAGUGGAGUAGUUGUCAGUCCUGGACAAUCUAGUGGACAACCAGCUCAAUUGGCUAUACAAAAUCCAAUGUUGACCUCAAUGUUAGCGCAAACGCCGAAAACCUUGCCAGCAACCCCAAUGUCUAUUCCAACCUCUAUUGUGUCUCAAGUGCCCCAAGAAAGACUUCCCAAAAAUUUGGAGAAAAAGUUAAUUCACACUCCAGCAAACCAAAUGAUUGGAAUAACAAGUUUAGCUACGUCUAUUUCUUCACCUAUUGUUGUUUCAUCUCAUGUUUCUUCAGGAGGACAGCAAGGAAUAGUUUCCAUUUCUAAUGCGCCGACUUCAAGUUUAUCUCAUGUAACGAUUAAACCUCGUCAACCGGCUCCUCCAUUACUUCCACUUCAACAACAACAUCAACAUCAACCACAACAGCCUCAGCCGCCACAACAACAACAACUUCAUUUACCUCAAACUAGCCAACAGGCUCAGGCAUUUGUUGUAUCAAAUAGCGGACAUCAAAACUUUAGAACCCUCCAUAGUCAAACUCAAGUUCAGAUUGUACAAACACCAUCAAGGUUUCCAGUUUUCCCGGAUAACCGAGCAACAGCACAACAAAUUCAACAGAUUACCAAUGUUCAACCAGGCCUUCACCAUCAACAAAUACCAAAUUUAGGUGGACAACCUUCAGUGAGUGGACAAAUUAAAGCUACUUUGUCUGGAUCUACCCAAUCACAACAAUCAUUACCACAAGUUUCACCUCAGUCAUCAAACAUACAGUCUCACGUGGCAUUUAUAGACUCAAUAUCUUCAACAACUAGCUCAUCAGCCAGUAGUUCAUCCAAUCUGGCUUCAUCCAGUCUUUUAGCUGCACCACAAGAUCCACAGGACCCAUUGCUGUCCGAAAUAUUGGAUCAAGUAUGGAGUUUGCAGCAAGAAAUGAACAUAGAGUCAACUCAAGGUACCAUUACUGCUACAGCUCAUUCCACAACAGAUGAUAUGUUGAAUAUGAUGUUUGAAGAGGCCCUUGACCCUUCUCCUUCCUCUAACGUUGCUGUUCCCACGGCCAUUAAUCUACCCAUAGUCUCUGGUGGCAUUAGUGGUCCAGGUCUUGCCUCUUCGCCGCCAGAUUUAAAUGAAAUGAAAGCCAUUUCAGAGAUCCAAAGGCAACUGAUGAGUUGUGAAUCUUCACCGUCCCAACCACAAGGCCAUCCCGGUACAAUGCCGGCUUCAAGUAGACCACAGGUAUUCGCUCAUCGAACGGGUCCUCUUCCUUCACCUUCAUUACAGCAGCAACCUAAUUUUUCAAAUAGCCCCGCUUUUCAGUCUCCUUUAUGUCCGCCACCAGCUUAUGGAGUAACCAGUGUUCCUACAGCAACGCAAGGUUCCGUUCAUGGAGUUGCCGGACCACCUCAAGCAUCUCAACAAUUAAUUUUACAACAGUCAGGAGUUAGUGGAGGACCCGGAAUGAGAAGGUUUCCGGGUCCGCCUCAUCCCAACGGCAACCUCCAAUUUCCAACACAAAUAAUUCAACACCGAGCCUCUGAACAUCAUCAGUUUAAUGUAACUCCCGGAGUUGUUGGACCACCUUUACAACUUCAGCCUCGGGGAAAAGGGCCUAUCGACUCUAAAAAACAACGGCUCUUUCAAAACCAACAAGAAUAUGAAGUACAACGUUUAUUGGCUCAACAGACUCAACAAGAAUAUACUUUGAAUACACCUCAAACCGAUAAUAUUGAGAUGCCUCCCAAUGUUGCUCUACACAAUAAAGCAAGAAUGGGCCCAAUGACACCCGAAGCAGGCCAAUUAAGUCCUCGUUAUCCUAUUCUAAAUGUUGGUGCUUCUCCAGGAGGUGUUCAAGCUCAAAGUUCUUUACCUCAAUCUCCAGCUGGAGGUGGAAAUGGGCCACCAUCAUCUUCAGUUUCAACCUCACUUCAGUCAACCUUUACUAGUCCAUCCACAGGAGGGCCUUCAUCAACUUAUGGUCACUCAGUUCCCCAGCCUUCCCAUCGUAUGUCACCUCAUCCAUACAGCAAUGUACCUUCUCCUGCCGGUGGUCGUGGACCCAAUUCUCCGGCAACGCAUCUUCAACUAGCAUCUCCCCAACCCUCAUCAACAUCAUCCCCAGUCAGUGCUCCUCAUGGGUGGCCACCUCCGGUCUCUACCAGCAAUGUACCUGUUGCUGGUAGUGUUGGACCGAAUACCAUACGAACUUUAGGUCCAACAGGUUUACCUUCUAAUCGAAUUCAGCAACAAAAUCCAAUGCUUAAUGCUCAGCUUUCUCAGGGUACAUUUACGACAGCCACUGCUCAACCUAAUAUAAGGUGUAAUCCACAGCCAUCUCCAGCUACCCAGCGUUUGUGUAAUAGUCGAGGAUCUAUGGCCAGUCCAAGUCCGGGUCCUUUACACGCUGCCUCACGUAAUUCACCUAUUCCUCAAUAUCCAUCAAGUCCUGGAUUGUAUCAAUCUGAUCGACAAACUCCUGGUUCUUGUGUUGGCUCAUUAACUUCUCCGGCUACAAGUUCGGCUAUUGGUCAACCAAGAAUGUUAAAUCAGCCUUCUCGUAAUCAACAGCAACAACAAGUACCAGCAAGGCCUCAAAUGAUGACAGCUCGAGUCAAUUCACCAAGAUUUGCUAACAGGGGAGGAGUAGUUAGUGAUGACGGUAACGGUGGUCCAGGAACCAGUAUGGGCAGUCCUUAUAAUUAUCCUCAACCUAGUACCCCUAUUAUGGACUCGAAUAACCCUUCCGGUUUAACGCCAAAUCAAUUCAUUUUUGACAAUAGAUCUGUUUCUGGAGUGCAAACAUCAACUUCAAAUGCCUCCACAGUUUCAUCUGAUUUUGUAAGACAAGAGUUGCGAGCAAUGGUUGGAGCUCGCAGUCAACAAGCUCAGAUUCAACAGCAGCAACAACUACCCCAACAACAACAAGCUCAACAACCUCAAUCCCAUCAACAGCAACCUAAUCAACACUUGCACCAAUCUAGUUCUAUGACACCAUCUUCAUCUCAAUCAACAAGCAGUAACAUGCUCGGUGUUUCCUCAAGUAAUAACCCAUUUACUGCGGCUGAACUGGAACAGUUCAGUUUUUCAUUCGAUUGCUCUGAACUUGGAGUAGUGAGCAGUGGAACUAGUGUAACGAGUAACUGUGGACCGGGAUCACCUUUGUUCAGUAAUAUGUUUGACAGCGGGUCUCAGGUUUCAUCACCUUUAACCUCAAGCUCUUCAACAGCCCAAGGAUCCAUGACAUUUGGUUCUAGUGAUAAUAACAGUGGAAGUGAUCAAAAGAGAAGCCUUUUACAAGAACUUCUAUCAUCGCCUCCAUAGAAACUUUAUAUAUAUUAUACAUUAUAUAUAUAUAAAUAUUAUAUAUAUUGCUUAAUUAAAUACACAUACACGCGCAUAAAUACAUAAAAGCCACACACACACACCACACAAACACCACAACCACCACCAAACAUAUACAUAAAAUGAAUUAAACAAUUGUUGUUAUAAAGACAUUAGCUUAACAAAAAGACAUAACAAAAUAUUCACCAAGUCGCCGUGAGGAUAAAAUGAUAAAUUUAAUAGAAUUAAUUUUCUUGUUUCAACUUUGACAAAAAUUACUAAAAAAACGUAAAAAAAGAGAUGACAAAUUUAUUGGAACAUUGUGAUGAUGAAUUCGAGUUGUGUUUUCUUUUGUGAAAGAUAAAGAAAAAAACAAUUAAUUAAUUAUAAUUAAUAGCAAAGAAACAAUAACGAUCAUUUUGAUGCCACCCGUUAAACUAUUUCAAAUUGUAAUAAAGAAACUUGGUAAACAAAAAGAAACGAUUACUGAGAUAUAAAAUUAUAAGAUAUAACAAAAGCAAAUCUAUAUUAUUAUACCACAUUAUACAUCCUAUAAAUAUACAUUAUUAUUAUUAUUCAUUAUUAUUACAUUAUUAUUAAAAACGUGUUUCCACCAAGA
This is a messenger RNA of Panonychus citri (citrus red mite), 7508 nucleotides long. RefSeq names its product serine-rich adhesin for platelets-like. Gene Ontology annotation, cellular component: nucleus. The record is from RefSeq and is a predicted model, not a curated record. The transcript has 3 exons. The coding region runs from base 464 to 6889 and encodes 2141 amino acids. NCBI's taxonomy places the organism in Eukaryota, Metazoa, Arthropoda, Arachnida, Trombidiformes, Tetranychidae. Gene Ontology annotation, molecular function: nuclear receptor binding; protein dimerization activity. Gene Ontology annotation, biological process: positive regulation of transcription by RNA polymerase II; cellular response to hormone stimulus.